Penicilliopsis zonata CBS 506.65 is the source of this 1273-nucleotide messenger RNA. RefSeq lists its product as hypothetical. The transcript has 3 exons. Lineage: Eukaryota; Fungi; Ascomycota; Eurotiomycetes; Eurotiales; Aspergillaceae. Bases 207 to 1043 code for a protein of 278 amino acids. The record is from RefSeq and is a predicted model, not a curated record.
GUCGAAAUUUUUACUAAGGGAGGCUAUCUUUGAAGCUAUUUAGACCGCUCUUUGCCCCCUGAGCAUCAGCCUUCCUCUGAGCGUUUCUAUCAGCUUACAAACCUCUCUGUCCCGACGAGUCUUCGAGCUUCGGGUGUCUUGAAAAGCGUCUUCUGCCUAGAAAGCCUUCCAGCAAGCCUUUGCAAGCCCCUCAACCCACCUCCAGGAUGCCGAGGACCCAGCAUUCUAUUGAGCUUCGCGUUCAAGCUCUUGCUUUGGUGGCUUACGGAGUACAUAUUGAGGCCGUCGUGGCUUUCACCGGCAUACCCAGGAGCACGAUUCUCUGUAUAGUUAAGAAAGUAAAGGCUCGAGGCUACAAUCCGGAGAUUGAUCCCCGUAUCAAGAGGGAGAUGCCGGUGUAUUUGCUUCAUGGCUUCCGGUGGCCACGCGGUGGCUUCACAGGCAUCCGGGUCUACAUUGUGCUCAAUAACCUGGAGGAAGCCGCUGCUGAAUAUGUUCAACAGCCACUCACGUCUCGCCUGGUUCUUGAGUCGUUGAAAAAGACGCAAUCGGCGAUCAUGCGCCGCCUGCCGGACCUGCAGCUGAUUGAGCAGUACGACCCGGAGGAUACGACCAGCGAGACUGCUGUCAGUCAGCCAUUUGCCUAUGUCGCCGACAAGGUCAUCACGCUUAGCGAGACGGCGACUGGACCGCAGAGUCUGCUCAGUGCGAGCAUGGAAGAGUUCGUCACCGCGGGGAGCGGAUACUCCGAGGACGCCAUCGCCGCAUUCGCCGAGUUGCGCGAUAACAUCGCCGCGGGCGAGAAUAUAGGCUGGUAUGUCGUCUACAAUGGUGAUCCGGAGCGAGGAUAUCCCGAGAUUGAAGAGGACAGCAUGGAUUACCAGCCUGAAGAGGAGGAUGAGGAGGAGGAGAAUGAGAAGGAGGAGGAAGAAACAUCGGCUCCUCCCGCGGUGCAACCACCAGUAAAAUCGCCGACGAGCCGCUUCCCUGAGAGACUCAAAGGAUUCUUCGGCAAGAAGAGCAGUACGGCCACUGCUGUCUGAACCAAUGACCAUGUUUAUUGAUGAUAUAAUGAUUUGAUCGCCUUGACAUGUACCUUAAAUAGCUCCUCCAAAACGUUUUUAGCUAGAAAAUAAUCUCUUUUAAGCUUAUAAAGCUUUGUACGUUUGUAUACUCAUGCCAUAUCAAGGUAGCCUAUAAGGCGGUAAAACCCGGCACAAUGAUCAUAUCGUGUUGUUUGCGGCGGAGUAGUGAGUUGCUGAGCUCCAACGUU